Messenger RNA from Closterium sp. NIES-67, 1326 nucleotides. The record is from the annotation of a GenBank genome assembly. Lineage: Eukaryota; Viridiplantae; Streptophyta; Zygnematophyceae; Desmidiales; Closteriaceae.
GUGUCCAGGCGGCGAACGACACGAUUCCGUCGCUGUCGGCAGUACCGCGGUCGGGGACGAAGUCCAACACGAAGACGCCGGACUUCAGGAGAGCACGACCGAUGAAGAGACCGCCCUUCCCGUGGUAAAGGCGAAACUCGUUGGAGUAGGAGUCGCACUCCAGAGAGUACAGUACCUAGUGACCUAUUGCAGCCUGCAAGCUCCAUUUCAGGGAUUCCCUGGUUGACGGACUACCUGUGCUGGUUUGGUUUCCUGACGGAAUCAGUCACGAGAUCAGUCAGGAACAUGGCGGCCUUCUCCAUGGCGUCGCUCCAGUGCGCGCUCCCGCGGGUUUCCCUCUCGCAGUCCGCGGCGGCCUCCCCCGCGCGCAAGCCCGUUGUUUCCGCCGCAAUGUCCGCCGCUUCCCCCGCAGCGGCGUCGUCGCGGCUCUCCUCGUCGUACAGCGGCCUCCGUCGCGAUAGCUUCGUCGGCCAGUCUGCUGAUCUCUCCCCCCUCCCCUCCAUCCUCCCAUCCAACGGCUCCCGCGUCUUCGCGAUGCGCCACGGCCGCCGCAUCGCGCGGCUCGGGCGGCCCGCGGACCAGCGCAAGGCGCUCCUUAGAGGGCUCACGACCGAACUCCUACGCCACGGCAGGAUAAAGACCACCGCGGCGCGCGCGAAGGCGAUGCGUAAGUUUGUGGACCACAUGAUCACGCUGGCCAAGGGAGGAAGCCUCCACGAAAGGAGGCAAGCGCUGGCGUUUGUGUACGAUAAGACGCUGGUGCACGCGAUUUUCUCGGAUGCGCCUGAGAGGUAUGCGGAGAGGGAGGGCGGGUAUACGCGGAUCAUCAGGACCAUGCCGCGGCGGGGGGACAACGCGCCCAUGUGCUUCAUUGAGCUGGUGUAAGGGGGAGGCGGGAAGGGGAGGGGGAGGGGAGGGGGAGAGGAGGCGGAGAGGAGCAGGAGGGGAGGAGGAGUGGGGGGAGAAGGAAUGGAAGCAAGGAGGUACUGAAGGGCAUACUAAGCGCAUUGGAACAUCCAUGGCGGAAGCAUGCCUGCCUUGGUCCCGAGUAUGCAUCAGUGCAUUUGUGGAAGAUAUAUGUUAUGUUUGCUGCUAGAGACAUGUGGAGUUUGCUUGCCUGCUGGAUCCCUUAUAUCGGGUUAUCAGGAUGGUGUGUGAGGGAUGGAUAAAGAAGAGAAACAGUAUACGCCAGUUUCCAGUACACUAUGCCCGUAUUAUCUGAGGCAAUCACUGUGCUUGUCGAUAAGGUGCAAUUGUCCACACUGUUGGAUUUUCUUGGGUAUGCUACUGUGAGAAAUUGUCUAAUCUAUUGAACACCACACCAGU